AUGGCCUCCACGACUUUCACUUCAGACCACUGCGAAUACCCGAUCCAAGAGCAUGGUGCUCCUAGACUGUCGCUGAAGGGCGAGGAGGCGCAAAAUGAGCGAGUACGUUUCGACCCCGCGAAGCACUUGCGAUUCCAGAUGCCCGACAAGACAUAUACACUCGACGACUUGAAAUAUGACACCAAACAGGCUGUAGGUCAUGUUGCGGCCACAGACCCAUUCCCUCUCUUUUCACGGGAGGCCAUCAUUGAGAUGCGUCGGGAGCUUUUGAGCGAGCGGACCAUCAAGAACUGCAUGACCUACACUCGACCUGGGUCGGUGCAGAUUAGGGGUGCUGCUCCUCAAUAUGCACCGUUCGUGUAUGAGGCCUGGACGCACCCCGAGACAAUCAAAGCCGUUUCAAAAGUCGUUGGCCUUCCAGUCAAAAUCAACAUUGCUCAAGAAAUCGGCCACACGAACGUUCAAUUGGGACCAGAUGGUUUGGAGGGUCUUAAAAAAUUGACACCAGAGCCUCUCCAGCCAAAGACGUCUGCGGACGGCAUUCAAGAGGAGGACAUCACCGAAGACAAAGACACAGAUGUGAUCGAGUGGCACAAUGACAUGUACCCAUGGUCGCUGGUCGUGUCGCUCUCUCUUCCCCAAGGCAAAGGUGGCGAGACUGCUUGUUUGUGCGGAGAUGGCUCGAUCAUCAAAGCUCCGAAACCCGAUGUGGGAUAUGGUGUCCUCCUACAUGGAAACGUUGUCAAGCAUAAGGCCGUCCGAGCAGUCGGUGCAGAGGAGCGGAUCACCAUGGUGUGCUCCUGGUGGCCAGCUGACCCUCUCUUGUAUGACGACUCAAAGAUCUCCCAUACGCGUGAUGUCUCGUACAAGCCGGAGAUGUACUACCAGUGGAUCACAUACCGUCUGGAAGUCUUAGCUGCUAGAUGUCUGGACCAGGCCAAGAAGCUCCACCAUAAGCACGAGAAUAAGAAGGACUAUUCUGAAGCUGUCAUCGACCCGCAGGAGUUCGCUGCAUGGGCGAAGGAGCAGGUCGCUUUCUUCGAAAGGACAUAUGAUCACGUCAAAUAG
Messenger RNA from Exophiala xenobiotica, 1068 nucleotides. RefSeq lists its product as uncharacterized. The record is from RefSeq and is a predicted model, not a curated record. The transcript has 2 exons. Bases 1 to 1068 code for a protein of 355 amino acids. Lineage: Eukaryota; Fungi; Ascomycota; Eurotiomycetes; Chaetothyriales; Herpotrichiellaceae.